Molecule: messenger RNA, 735 nt
Organism: Acanthoscelides obtectus
Lineage: Eukaryota; Metazoa; Arthropoda; Insecta; Coleoptera; Chrysomelidae
Source: the annotation of a GenBank genome assembly
AUGCGAAAGGUUACGGGCGAACUGCCGCGCAGAAAUCAACUCGUCGCCGUCGUACCGUUUAGUGGUGAAUUUUUCGAAAAAUUAAGCGAUGCGGGACGCCUUUUGUCGGAUGUCCACCAUACACUCAGUGUAUCUAGAAAGGAGCUUGCCAUACUAAACUUGAAUAAGGAAUGGAAAGAGACUCUAAUUGAUUCUCCUGUUGAUGAAUGGCUCUUCGGGGAGGAUUUGGAAGAAAGAUUAAAAGCUGCAAAGAGUCUACAGUUUUCAUCCAAGCAAUUGAAAAUAAAGUCCAUCCAGUUAUCAACGGGGAGCCAAACUAGGUGGACGAUAUCGCCAAGAUCCCAGCAAUCAGAAUCCCAGCAAUCCGGGUUCCAGCAAGCAGUACAACUCUCGGUACAAUUGCCAGGGGGAAUAUCCUCGACUGGGUCAAUACAAGAAUACGAAGAAAUACCGCAAGUAUUAGAGUUACCUGUGGACAUAAAAAUCCUGCUAAAGAAAUUAGUCGAAGAAGUUCAAAAUCAACCCGAGGCUGACAACUCUGAAGAACCUCCUCAAAAAAUAAGAGCAAGAUGCCUUUUGUGUGGACGAGCCAAGAAUAGAGUAACAACAAUGAAGUGUGAUUCUUGUAAUAAUUUUGUUUGUAAAGAACACAGCAAAAAAUAUAUAAAAUGUGUUACUUGUUGCAAUGUAAUGCUUGCAGAUGAGUUUUUCGUUUGUUUAGUUUCUAGCUUAUAA